AUGGAGGACCUGGAGCUGAACAAGAACGCCUUCACGGGGCCGCUGCCCGCGUCCUGGGGCUCCUUCUCAAAGCUGACAACGCUUUGGCUUAGCACCAACAAGCUCCAGGGCAGCAUUCCCGCCUCCUGGGGCGCGCUGGGCGCGGUGCCCAUCACCACCCUGGUCCUUAAAGAGAAUGCUGGCUUGGUGGGCUGCCUGCCGCGGGGCCUUGAGAGGUUCCAAGGCAACACUGACGUCUGCCAGGGCACGGGCCUGAA
Molecule: messenger RNA, 257 nt
Organism: Monoraphidium neglectum
Lineage: Eukaryota; Viridiplantae; Chlorophyta; Chlorophyceae; Sphaeropleales; Selenastraceae
Exons: 1
Molecular function (GO): protein binding
Source: RefSeq, a predicted model, not a curated record